CGCAGUGGCUGGGACGCCCGGCGCUGCGCGGAGCACCGCUCGCCCAUUGCCAUGAGCCGGCCGGGGCUCAGCUGGCGUGGGGCGCUAGAGCGCUCUACCUGCGCCUGCAAGCUGGUCCCGGGGCAUUAGAGCGCUCUACCUGCGGCUGGUGCUGGGUGCUAGAGCGCUCUGCCUGCGGCUGGUGCAGGGUGCUAGAGCGCUCUGCCUGUGGCUGGUGCAGGGUGCUAGAGCGGUGGAUUCGGGGUCCGCGAGUGGCCCUGGGAGCCAUGCGGCACCACGACCGCAUGUUCAAGGUGCUGAUCGUGGGCGACGUCACGGUGGGGAAGACAUCCCUGGUGCAGCGCUACGCCAACGACAGCUUCAACAAGCACUACAAGUCCACGGUGGGAGUGGAUUUCGCUCUGAAGGUGGUGCAGUGGUCAGAGUCUGAGAUCAUACGACUUCAGCUUUGGGACAUUGCAGGACAGGAGCGCUUUACAUCCAUGACCCGGCUGUACUACAGAGAGGCAUCAGCUUGCGUGAUCAUGUUUGAUGUCACCAACACCAGCACGUUCAAAAACAGCCAGAAGUGGAAGCAAGAUUUGGACAGCAAGCUCACUUUGCCAAAUGGGAGCCCCGUGCCUUGCUUACUGCUGGCCAAUAAAAGUGACCUUUCCCCCUGGGCAGUGACCAGGGAAGAGAUAGAUCGGUUCAGCAAGGAGAAUGGCUUCUCUGGCUGGAUUGAAACAUCUGUCAAGGACAACAAGAAUAUUAAUGAGUCUAUGAGGGUUCUGGUGGAAAAGAUGAUGUCGUCAUCCACAGGUGAUAGAGACUCCUCUGUUUCUGGCCAGGGGGAUUAUAUUAAUCUAAAGGAUGCCUCCUCACCUGGUUGGGCUUGUUGCUAGUUGCACUUUCUUCUCUGUCUGCUUCAAACCCAGUGGGAAUCCUUCUUCCUUCCCCAUACACUUUUUUAUUCAGCAUUGGCUUUUUUACGUGGUCCUCCAUUAUUUCCUGUUCAGUGCAUGCUCAUAUUCAAUAAAGCAUUGCUCGCAGUGACCUGGGGAGAAUUCUCUUUAGCUGACUGGCAACCAGAAGCUCUGCCACAAAUCAACUCUGUCCGGUCCUGUGGUUCUGUUCAGCUGCAUGACUCGGGUUAACACCUUUUGAAGUAAGAGUUCUUUGCUUCCUCUUGUAACAUGACUGGAUAUGAGCGGAGGAAGUAAUUAUUAGUAUCUGCACUUUCCAACUAAACAGAGACGCAUCCUUCUUUGAAACGCUAUUACAGCAGUCUUUGUUAUGAAAGCAGUUUGCCUGUGUCUCUGGAUUCCCCGUGUGGCAUUACAGUAAAUCCUCUUUUAUUUCACGCUUUGGAUCUGCGUACCUCUAAAUUAUCUACAUAGGAAAUGCCAGGACUUUUCAUCAUCUGUGACAAUCGUGCUUGGGAUGCAGCAAGAGACUUUCUAGUCGCAAAGUGCUUAUGUUAGCGGCACAUAUUGCGUUGCCUUAUUUCAGAAUGAAUUGCUGUGAACUUGGGAAUUUCUAUAGCAGGACUUUCACGUGUGUACAUGGACUGCAGUGCUCAGAACAAAGGGACUGCAUACUAGCUCAAUAAUUGUCUAGACUACAAGCUAGCUCAAGAGUUGCCUUUUGUCUGUCACAUCUAUCCAUUUGUCUUUAACCUGCACAUGCAGUUUUUAAAUGUACUGGUCUGAUGCUGCUUUCGUGGGGUGUCCAGCAGUGAAUGAGGAAAAGGUUGUAAACAGCCUUGUUUUGUAGGACAAUAAGACUUCUCUCUUUUAUAUCACCUUCCACCCUCUAAUCUUAAACCACUUUACAAAUGCCGAUGAAUUGCUUCUUCACAUCCAUUCUGGAGUGGUGAGUGAAGCCUUAGGCGGUUGUGGUGAUAUGGCUAUCUGAAUGCCCACCUGCUGCUUUUAGUGAUCCAAGGGAAAACACAGAAGCAGGCUUAGCAGGGCAGAAGGAAGUGAUGGAGAAACUCUCGUUUGCCUUUCUGAUGCCUGUUAUUCUCCUUGCAUGGUCUGUGUACUCAUUGUUAAUGAAUGACUUUGUGGCUAAAAAGGGCUGAUUUAGUUUAAAAUGUAUUUGCCAAUUAUCUGAAAAAGAAAAAGGAGAGAGAGAUUUAGUAUGACUCAGUCGAGUAGAAUUGGGUUUAUAUAGAGUAGUGUGUGUGUAUAUGUGUAUAUGUAUAUAUAUAUGUAUAUGUGUGUAUAUAUAUAUAUAUAUAUAUAUAUAUAUGUAUAUGUAUUGAAAUGGAAAUUUAUCACAGGCAAGAUGAAUCUGCAACACUUGGCAUUUUUCUGUGGCAGAUACAACAAGAAGGAUAUUUGAAGGAAGAAUAUUAAAAACUACUGUGUGAUUUGAACAGAGCCAGAAACACCUAUGAUCCAUUCCCAGCUAUAAGAGUGAUUUUUGUCUGUGGUAAUUCACUUUAUCUUCCAUAGCUGGUUUCCUAUCUGAUUGUGUAGGGACAAGGGUGGAGAACAGAGAAGGGAAUUGCUCACUAUUUGUAAUACUUAAAAUUUUGAAAGAUGCUGUGUAGGUGCUGAGCACUAAGAAAUUAAGCCCAACAUUUUGUUACUUUUUAAGGGUAACAUUUAUAUAUAUUAGAAUACAAUGCAUAGCAAAAUCCUUUCAUUCAUUUUGAAUGUUCUUAAACAUUCCCCUGUUUUGGGUUCACAGUAAAGCAAAAGAAAGAGCACUGUGCAGACGGUAGGGGCAAACUGCACGGUGGAACUUGUUCUGUCUAAAUUUACAGGUCAAAGAUAAUAUACUGUAAAAAAAAAAAAAAAAAAGGAAAGAAAGAAAAUGGCUUAAAAUGAACGUUAGCAGGAUUUCACAAAUCUUAUUUCUGUUUUUAGACAUCUUUGUUUUUUUAAGGGUCUGUCUUUUAUUUAGCAUUUACGUGGCACUUUUCCACCCAUUAAUUUCAUUCAGGUACUUUAGGAAGGAGGUCAGUAUUAUUCCGUUUCACAGGUGAGAAAAAGUGAAGCACAGAGAGGGAAGUGAUGUGACCAAGGAAAUUAAAUACCUGUUUCCUGAGUCCAAGUCCAGUGAGCUAAUAGCAUAUUAGUACUGCUGCUGCAGAAAUAGAUUUCAUGAUACGAUACGAUACGAUAUAUGCAGCUUGAUAAGCCACCGUGACUCCUUGAUUUCCAUGGCUCUUACUACUGCAUACAUAAUAGCCUUCAAUAAGCAACGUUCUGAAAGGGGGGAAAUUCUCAAAGGUCUCUUUUUAAGACAUUAAAAAGACUUUAGAAUGUCUUAAAAAUGACAUUAGAAUGCAAAAUUUGGGGUUUGAGUUUUCCCCCCAGCCACACACGCAACCAGGUACUUGCUAACUGUAAGGACAAUAUAAAUUAACAGGAUUUUACUAAAUAAAUGUCAAAAACUGCCACAGCGCGAAGAAGAAAAUCUCUUCUUUAGAGAUGAAUUGAGCCACGUGUGUGGGGACGGAGUGGAUUUACCGUGCAAAUGUGGCUUGGUGUCUUUUUUUUUUCCUCCAGAGCUGUGUCUCUGGCAUACAAGAUACUCAAAACAAAAAGGCAUUGCUUUUAAAGCAGAAAGGUCUGGUGACCUUGUUUUAGUGUCUCUAUAAAAUAAACUGGUUCAAAGGCCCAUCCAAACUGCUGCCAGGAGGCAACCACCUUUUAAACACAGCUCUUUGAAACUGCUUGUGCUCUCCUUGUGCUGGCUGGUAUUCUUUAGUUUAAGGUUAAAAAUACACAGAUUUCCCCAGGACAGAGCCUUUUAUUCUGGGAUCUUACAGAUGUACAAACACACCGUUCUGUGAUAUCCUAAGUAUCUGUGAAGUACCAAGAUAACACUUAGAGGACAAGUGGGGUUAAUUCGAGUUAAUGGCCUUUCAAGCUGCACUGGUAAACUACAGUCCCAGGCUAAGCUCAGGACGGUCAGACCUGAGAUAAGCUGCUGCUUUGUUUUUCUUUUUAGCCCAAAUUUCUCAAACCUUACCAUUCCUGUCUAGUGGCAAACAGUAUGAAUGCAGAAUUUAAAACGUCAGACAACGUUCUUUGAGUAAAUCUGAUCUCUUUUAUUAGACCAACUAUAUAGUUGGAAAAGAUUUUCUUAGCAAGCUUUUGGGUUUAAAAACCCUUUGUCAGGCUGAGGAAGCAUUUGAGAUGCUUGCCUACCUAUGUCCUUAGACCAACAUGGCUACAACCUACACCCCUGAGUUUAAAAAUUGUAAUUCAGAGGGUUCCCAAGGAGUCUUUGACUUUAGGUCUUAAUUAAUCAUCCAAAAGUGAGUAAGAAAGCCUGGGGCUUUGCUAUUUAACUUUGCCUUUACUGGUGGCCUUUGGAGGGCUCAUUUUAGGACUCUAUGAGAUAUUGUCUGUUUUUUUUUUUUUUUUACAUUAUCAGUGCCUAUUUUCAUUGUGCAUAAUUAUAAUGAGCUGCCCCUCACUCCCCCUACACACACACACUGCUCUCUUGCUUGUAGCCAUGCAACACCAAAUGCAUGUUUAGUUUUAGUUGCAUAGUUGAAGCAUUGAUGAGAGUAGAAAAACUGAAGGUCUACUGAGUAACCAAAAUCUUAUUGCAGCAAAAUUUAUAUAUGAUGAGCACGGACUGCAGUUCAGCAACCUGUGAAGUAUAUCACAACUGAGCUGUGUUUUUAAGCCACUUGCCCUUAUGGAGUCUCUCAAUUAUUUUUGGGUUUGUUUGGUUUUUUUAUACACGAUUCUGACUGUGUGUGUGUUAUAGUACUAUUACUUUGCUAUAAAAAGGGAAGAAGCUGCUGCUAUUUCUGUAUCAAUCAGUAACCAAAGCAGUAUUGUAAGCAUUUGAGCAAAUCUGAAAUAAAAUGUUUUUUUUGUUGUCCUA
Messenger RNA from Alligator mississippiensis (American alligator), 4839 nucleotides. RefSeq names its product RAB29, member RAS oncogene family (gene RAB29). The coding region runs from base 267 to 884 and encodes 205 amino acids. NCBI's taxonomy places the organism in Eukaryota, Metazoa, Chordata, Crocodylia, Alligatoridae. Gene Ontology annotation, biological process: vesicle-mediated transport. The record is from RefSeq and is a predicted model, not a curated record. Gene Ontology annotation, cellular component: vesicle; trans-Golgi network; Golgi apparatus. The transcript has 5 exons. Gene Ontology annotation, molecular function: GTPase activity; GTP binding.